Nomia melanderi (Alkali bee) is the source of this 2939-nucleotide messenger RNA. RefSeq names its product ceramide transfer protein (gene cert). Gene Ontology annotation, biological process: ER to Golgi ceramide transport. NCBI's taxonomy places the organism in Eukaryota, Metazoa, Arthropoda, Insecta, Hymenoptera, Halictidae. Gene Ontology annotation, molecular function: lipid binding. The record is from RefSeq and is a predicted model, not a curated record.
AUCGACACUUUUAGUCGAUUCUCGAACUGCGUCUAUAUGUAUUCAUUUCCAUCGUGUAGAAAAAAAACAAUACUGGACUGUACUCUUCUCCCGUUAUUUAUUUUCAUUGUUAACUCAAAAUAAUGUACAAUUCCUUAGACGAAAUAACAAUGAGCAUAUAAAAUUGUUAAUAAAUAUAUUUACAAAAUAUAUAAAUUAUACUACUUAUAAAAUUACCACCAAUCAACGAAGAUUAUAUACAAGUGCACACAUUACUCAUGAAAAUACUGCUUGAGUGAAACUGUUGAUUUUCUAUCUGCCACUUAAUUCUUGUUAUUUGCUAAAAAAAUACAAGCUGUUGAUGUUUCAUUCAUUUGAUAAGGCGUUUUACAUAAGGUUAUGUACAUGAUAAUUGAUGAUCGACAUGUUCUGAGACGUUGUCCGCGUUCAAUCACUGGUUGAUUACCUUGCAAAUUUUAAACUGAUUAAUUGAGUAACCAGUUAUCGAUAGACUUGCCCGUGUCAGUAACGUUAAAUAUAUUCCUUCGGGUAUGUUGAGUUUAUCCUAAAGAACAAUCAACGUCGAAACUGUGAAAUUCACUCGUGAGAAUGGCCGAUGAAACAGAAAUGGUUCGUCUUGCCGAAGAUAUCGAGUGUCUGGAAGCAGAGAUAGACGGUGAUGAUGUAGAUGAAGAAGGUUCCGACGGGGUUGUUGUUCCAGAGCUUCAGGGUACAUUAUCCAAAUGGACAAAUUAUAUACAUGGCUGGCAAACUAGAUUUAUUGUUCUCAAAGAUGGUACUUUAUCUUAUUACAAAUCUGAGCAGGACAGUGGAUUUGGAUGUCGUGGUUCAAUAAGUUUGUAUAAAGCUAAUAUUAAGGCGCACGAAUUCGAUGAAUGUAGAUUUGAUGUCUCUGUAAACGAUUGCCUUGUAUGGUAUUUAAGAGCAAAUUGUCCAGAAGAAAAGCAACGUUGGGUAGAUGUUCUAAAAUCUUACAAGUCGGAGUCUGGUUAUGGAAGCGAAAAUAGUCUGAAACGUCAUGGUAGUGCCAUUUCACUUGUGUCUAAUACACAAUCUAUUACAAGUGCAGGUAGCUUUACUAAACGUGGUGUUAGAGGGUUGAAAGAAAAAUUAGCAGAACUUGAAACCUUUAGGGAUAUCUUGAUCAAACAGAUUGACACUUUGCAAAAGUAUUUUGACAAUUGUGCAGAGAAUGCUAAGAAUAUUCCCACGAAAGAAAAUAAAGUUGAGACAAUGUUUGAUCCAGCUGAACAGGCAGUAGAUUUUAAGGGAGAAGCAAUAACAUUCAAAGCAACUAGCGAAGGUGUAUUAGCAACAUUACAGCAUUGUGUGGAAUUAAUGGUACAACGAGAAGAUGCAUGGCGUCGUAGAUGGGAAAAAGAAGUUGAAAAAAAACGAAAAGUGCAAGAACUUUACAAAUCUUUAAAGGAUCAAGUUGGAACACAACAAACUGAUUCGCCAAGACCUAGGCUUCUUAUCCACGGAGGUCCAGAUUAUGAGGAAGGUCCACAUAGUGCUCUCUGUGACGAAGAAUUUUAUGAUGCAGUAGAGACUGGACUAGAUAAAAUUGACGAAGAAAAUCAACUAAGAGAUCGUUUGAAACAAAAGUCAGUUUCAAUUUUAACUACUCCUACCAUGUCAGCAGCCAAGCAUAGACUCUGGCCAGAGAUAGAAAAAAUAACGAUGCAACAGUUGCAUUAUGCACGACUUGGGGUAGGAGCCGGUGGAUGGCAAUUGUUCGCCGAAGACGGUGACAUGCGGAUGUACAGACGAGAAGAAGAAGCGGAUGGCUUGGUAGUAGAUCCUUUAAAGGCAUGCCAUGUUGUAAAAGGAGUUACUGGCCAUGAAGUUUGCGAGAUAUUCUUCAGUCCUGAAUACAGAACAGGUUGGGAAGCAACUCUCGAAGACAUGACCGUAGUCGAAAAUAUUUCCAAAGAUACUUUAGUAUUUCUACAAACGCAUAAGCGAAUUUGGCCAGCAAGUCAGAGAGAUGCGCUAUUUUGGUCACAUAUGCGUCGAGUAUCUGACGAUGAAGAUCCAGAUGCACAUGAUUUAUGGAUAGUUUGUAAUCAUAGUACAGAACAUCCCGAUCAUCCUCCAAACACAGGAAAAUGUGUAAGAGUUUAUCUGACUGUGUGUCUUGUAUGUCAAACCUUUAUUGAUCCUCCAAAAGAUGAAGAAGAAAUAAAAAGAGAUAAUAUUACGUGCAAAAUAACAUACUGUUCUGUUGUAAAUCCUGGUGGAUGGGCUCCAGCAUCUGUUUUACGUGCUGUUUAUAAAAGGGAAUACCCAAAGUUCCUUAAACGUUUCACUAAUUUUUGUAUUGAUCAGUGUAAAGAUAAACCGAUUACAUUUUAAGUGUAAUUGAUAGAUAUUUCACAUUUUCCAUCCAAUUCUUUAUUUUACUGCAUCGAAGCGUUUUCACGUUCGUGAUGUAUCAAUAUAUCAAAGACAACAAAUCAGAAGUUAUAUACUACAGAAAUUUGAAACGGAAAACUCUCCUAGUAUAAAUGAAAGUGUUUUGUAUACUAUUUUUUUUUUAUUUGCUUAAUAUGAAAAAAUAUAUAUAUAGCUUAGUGGAACAGGAUACAAACUGUUACAUUGAAAGUGAUUUAUUAAAGUGUAAAGAAAUAUUGUAUACACUUCCAAGAUAAACUUUGUAAUGUGGAACACACGCGCUGAAGCACUGUUUAUAAAUUAUAUUUACUUCUUUGAACAACAGCUUGUUAUUUUAUUGUUAUACAGAAUGCUAUCGCAAGCCACUUGUAAAAAUCUUAACAAAACAAUUACAUAUAUAUAUUUAUCUAUUGUUACAUUAUAUAUCAAAUUAAAUACGAAACUGUAUAAUACAAAUUAUAUUGUUAUUUUUAUUUAUACAUAAAAAUGUGUACAAUGAUACACAAUUUAAAGGUCAAAUGGAGAAACAUAAUAAAGACUGU